Molecule: messenger RNA, 1002 nt
Organism: Sinocyclocheilus anshuiensis
Lineage: Eukaryota; Metazoa; Chordata; Actinopteri; Cypriniformes; Cyprinidae
Product: cryptochrome-2-like
Exons: 6
Coding region: 1-1002 (333 amino acids)
Biological process (GO): entrainment of circadian clock by photoperiod; circadian regulation of gene expression
Cellular component (GO): cytoplasm; nucleus
Molecular function (GO): deoxyribodipyrimidine photo-lyase activity; DNA binding; FAD binding
Source: RefSeq, a predicted model, not a curated record
AUGUCACCUCAUAUGACUCUGAAUGAGCAUUCACUCAAAUCAGAGAUUGACUGGGCCGUGAACAUUCGGAAAUCAUGGUACUUCAGUGAGGAAGGAGCUCUGGCCAGUCUUGAGGCCUUCCUGCAAAAUGCCUAUUAUGGGACGCCCGUGGAGCUCGCUGCAGACCUGGCAUACUGGCAGCUGUGCCUUUUCCCAGACCUGCCCUGGGAGUCCCUCAGGCCACCGUACAAGGCAUGGCAGCGUGGAAGGACAGGAUACCCGCUGGAAGAUGCAGCAAUGAGACAGCUGUGGCAAACUGACUGGAUGAACAAUUACAUGAGACACGUGGUGGCCUCCUUCCUCAUCGCUUAUCUGCAUAUUCCCUGGCAGGACGGAUACCGCUGGUUUCAAGACACGGUGGUAGAUGCUGAUGUUGCCAUAGAUGCCAUGAUGUGGCAGAAUGGAGGAAUGUGUGGACUGGAUCACUGGAACUUCUUAAUGCACCCUGUUGAUGCAGCGCUGACCUGUGACCCCUAUGGCAUCUUUGUGCGACAGUGGUGUCCUGAACUGAAAGCACUUCCUGAUAACCUCAUCCAUAAGCCCUGGAAGUGCCCAGCAUCAAUGCUGCGUAGAGCAGGUGUGGUUUUAGGCAGCAACUACCCAGAACGGAUCAUUAUUGACCUUGAUGAGCGACGUGCACAGUCUCUACAGGAUGUUGCGUCAGUGAGAAGGCAUUUUUGGGAGUUUGUAGACCAGCGAUCAGGCUGUGACAUGGUACCUGUUCCUGCAAGGCUGGUGCAGGAAGCUCUGGGCAGUAUGGAGGAUGUUGUGAGUCGUGAAGGAACUGGGUUUCUCCUCCCAGUAAUCACCCGCAUGGAGUUUAAACACCACUCAGAGGAUCCAGACAGGCAAGAUAACCCGUAUAGACUGGUGUCUUCUGGAGGGUUUGCCUCAACCCAGUCUUGCGCGGCCGGGCCAGACGUACCCCAACCAGAGACAGGUGUCACUGUUCCCCACAGAUAA